AUGGCGAUCAAAGGGGUCGCGGCCUCGCGGGAGGACUGGAGGGAGUACGUCGCCGUCUGCUCCCGCAUCAUCGACGCCGCCUCCUCCGGCCACGACCGCCGCGUGCUCUGCUCCACGCUCGCGCACCGCGCCGACGCCCGCGCGCGGCUUGGAGAUGCCGCCUGCUGGCUUGCCGACUGCGACGCCGCGCUUGCGGCCGAGCCGGCGCACCCCGGCGCGCUGCUCUCCAAGGGCGCGCUCCUAAGCGGCCUCGGCCGGUACGCCGCCGCGGACGAGGCGCGGGAGCUCGCCGAGCAGUGCAGGCGCCUCGAGGCGCAGGCGAGGAGCGGGGCGGUGGACCUGUCCGAGUGGGUGCUCGCGGGGUUCGCCGGGAAGUUCCCGGAUCUAGCGGAGUACGUCGGGUCCGUGGAGGUGCUCCGGUCCCCACACGGCUGCCGAGGGUUUCGCUGUGAAGAACGUCGAGUUGGGGGCUACUUUGGUAAUCGCCAAGGCGGUGGCGAUCGGGAGAGGGUGAUUCCUGAUGCCGCCGACAGCGACGAGAAGAUGUUCGUAUGGAAGGACUUUGUCGACAAGGUGCUCGAAGCUGCCGAGAAAUGUCCGAAGUCGGCGGCUUUGAUCUAUACUCUGUCUACCGGCGAGGAGCGGCAAGAUGAGUUUGUCGUCCCGGACAUGGCAAUUUUCAAGAAUGAAACUGAGGGUGACAGUCUCAGUGAUGGUACCAGCGCGGCGAGGGCGAUGGGGACACAGGAGGCUGUUCAUGUGGACAGGAUCUUGAAGGUGCUCGACGUGAACUGCUUGACUGAGGACGCGCCAGCCGCCGAUGUGCUUGGUAACAAUGGUGUCGUCAACUGCGGCGUGGGACUCUGGGUCUUGCCGUCGUUCAUCAACCAUUCCUGCCACCCCAAUGCCCGGCGCACUCACAUCGGGGACCAUGCCAUUGUCCACGCGUCCAGGGACAUCAAAGCCGGGGAGGAGAUCACAUUUCCAUACUUUGAUGUGCUUGUGCCAGUGAGCAAGCGCAGGGAGGCAUCCAGAGCUUGGGGAUUCGAAUGCAAGUGUGAUCGGUGCAGGUUUGAAGCCGAGGAUUCCAUUCUUAGGCAGGAAAUCCUUAAGUCAGAGAACGAUUUGGCCAGUGGAGGAGACAUAGGAGCAGUGGUGGUGUGGCUGGAGGAGAAGACGAGGAAGUCUAUGGUGAAGGCGUUCUUGCGUGCGUCAUUCUGGAGCACAUACUCCGCCUUGUAUGAUUCUGAUAAGCUGAUGAGGAAACGGGGAAGGCGAGUUCCAAGCGAGGCUCUUGUAGCAGAGAGUGUUGCUGAUGCGGUCGGCGGGAAUGAGAGCGUGCUGAAAGCAAUGCUGAGGGGUUCCAGGGAUGGCAAUGGCUGCGGCAACCGGCUAGAGGUGGAGGACAAGGUUGUGACGAUUGGGAGGGCAACCUAUUGCAAGUUGGUGAAGAGACACGCAAUGAGAGAUCUCUUCAGACUUACACUGGAUGCCACCAACAAAAUUAACAUUUAG
Miscanthus lutarioriparius is the source of this 1515-nucleotide messenger RNA. The record is from the annotation of a GenBank genome assembly. Lineage: Eukaryota; Viridiplantae; Streptophyta; Magnoliopsida; Poales; Poaceae.